GGGGGGGGGGGGGGGGGGGGGGGGGGGGGGGGGGGGGGGGGGGGGGGGGGGGGGGGGGGGGGGGGGGGGGGGGGGGGGGGGGGGGGGGGGGGGGGGGGGGGGGGGGGGGGGGGGGGGGGGGGGGGGGGGGGGGGGGGGGGGGGGGGGGGGGGGGGGGGGGGGGGGGGGGCGGGGGGGGGGGGGGGGGGGGGGGGGGCGGGGGGGGGGGGGGGGGGGGGGGGGGGGGGGGGGGGGGGGGGGGGGGGGGGGGGGGGGGGGGGGGGGGGGGGGGGGGGGGGGGGGGGGGGGGGGGGGGGGGGGGGGGGGGGGGGGGGGGGGGGGGGGGGGGGGGGGGGGGGGGGGGGGGGGGGGGGGGGGGGGGGGGGGGGCGGGGGGGGGGGGGGGGGGGGGGGGGGGGGGGGGGGGGGGGGGGGGGGGGGGGGGGGGGGGGGGGGGGGGGGGGGGGGGGGGGGGGGGGGGGGGGGGGGGGGGGGGGGGGGGGGGGGGGGGGGGGGGGGGGGGGGGGGGGGGGGGGGGGGGGGGGGGGCGGGGGGGGGGGGGGGGGGGGGGGGGGGGGGGGGGGGGGGGGGGGGGGGGGGGGGGGGGGGGGGGGGGGGGGGGGGGGGGGGGGGGGGGGGGGGGGGGGGGGGGGGGGGGGGGGGGGGGGGGGGGGGGGGGGGGGGGGGGGGGGGGGGGGGGGGGGGGGGGGGGGGGGGGGGGGGGGGGGGGGGGGGGGGGGGGGGGGGGGGGGGGGGGGGGGGGGGGGGGGGGGGGGGGGGGGGGGGGGGGGGGGGGGGGGGGGGGGGGGGGGGGGGGGGGGGGGGGGGGGGGGGGGGGGCG
Molecule: messenger RNA, 819 nt
Organism: Nyctereutes procyonoides (raccoon dog)
Lineage: Eukaryota; Metazoa; Chordata; Mammalia; Carnivora; Canidae
Exons: 1
Source: RefSeq, a predicted model, not a curated record